AUGGCGGACACGGAGGAUGACAGCGGUUCGAUCAGAACAAUACCAGCCGAAGACCAGGUCCAGAACCUGGUCGAAGUGAGCUGCGACCCGGGGACUAGCACUGUACCAGCAGACCCAAGCUCUGAGCUCCAGGAAGGAGUUGCAGUCCCAGAGGGGAGCGCAGAGGCAGUGGAAGAGGCGCCAGCGCAGCCCGCUACGCAGAGCUCCGAGUCUGGGGACGGUUCGGAGCCACUGGCCGCUGAGCAAACCGUGCAUCCCGAGGAAACGAUUCAGGUGCUGUCUGUCCCAGAGGAGACCGUUCAGACCCAGGAACAGGAACAGGAACAGGAGCAGGAACAGGAGCAGGAGCAAGAGCAGAACCAGACCAUCACUGUGCUGGACUCUGGGGAGCUGCUGCUGGGCUCAGAGUUUGCAAACACCACCAUCCUGUACGUGCAGUCAGACGGCAGCCUGGUUGAGGGGACCGGCCUGACUGCAGAGGAACAGAGGCUGAUCCUGGAACAGCUCUCCAAGCAGACCGUAGUACAGGUGUCGGAUCAGGAAGCAGCAGCUCUGCUCCAGGGAGCAGUGGUCCAGAGCCCGACACAGAGCCCAGUGCAGGCGCAGCCUCAGGUUGUGACGCCUCAGCCUCAGGUCCAGACCCAAGUCCAGGUCCAUACCCAGACUUCUGCUCUUGACCCUGGACAGCUACAGCAGGUCCUCAACCAGGUCUCAAAGUCUCAGAGCCAGGCCCAGUCUAGUCCGGUCCAGAUCCAGGUGGUCUCUCAGAGUGGACUCACUGGAGCCUCACAGCAGCUGAAGACUGUGGCCCAGCAAGUGACCAAACAGAGCCCCAAACCAGUGUUCACACAAGUGCUACAGACUAAACCAGGACUAACCCAGGCCAAACCGCUCCAGAUCCAGACCAUCAGUGGUAAACCCAUCACCAAGACCCUGACCCAGGGCUUGCUGCAGAAGAACACACCAGUGCAGCUGCUGCAGAAGAAGGUUGUUAGCGUGAGAGGCCAGAGGGCGAGAGGGACCGGAGGCCAGAGGGCGAGAGGGACCGGAGGCCAGAGGGCGAGAGGGACCGGAGGCCAGAGGGACGAGAGGGCGAGGGACCGGAGGCCAGAGGGCGAGAGGGACCGGAGGCCAGAGGGCGAGAGGGACCGGAGGCCAGAGGGCGAGAGGGACCGGAGGCCAGAGGGCGAGAGGGACCGGAGGCCAGAGGGCGAGAGGGACCGGAGGCCAGAGGGCGAGAGGGACCGGAGGCCAGAGGGCGAGAGGGACCGGAGGCCAGAGGGCGAGAGGGACCGGAGGCCAGAGGGCGAGAGGGACCGGAGGCCAGAGGGCGAGAGGGACCGGAGGCCAGAGGGCGAGAGGGGACCGGAGGCCAGAGGGCGAGAGGGACCGGAGGCCAGAGGGCGAGAGGGACCGGAGGCCAGAGGGCGAGAGGGACCGGAGGCCAGAGGGCGAGAGGGACCGGAGGCCAGAGGGCGAGAGGGACCGGAGGCCAGAGGGCGAGAGGGACCGGAGGCCAGAGGGCGAGAGGGACCGGAGGCCAGAGGGCGAGAGGGACCGGAGGCCAGAGGGCGAGAGGGACCGGAGGCCAGAGGGCGAGAGGGACCGGAGGCCAGAGGGCGAGAGGGACCGGAGGCCAGAGGGCGAGAGGGACCGGAGGCCAGAGGGCGAGAGGGACCGGAGGCCAGAGGGCGAGAGGGACCGGAGGCCAGAGGGCGAGAGGGACCGGAGGCCAGAGGGCGAGAGGGACCGGGGGCCAGAGGGCGAGAGGGACCGGGGGCCAGAGCGCGAGAGGGACCGGGGACCAGAGGGCGAGAGGGACCGGGGACCAGAGGGCGAGAGGGACCGGGGACCAGAGGGCGAGAGGGACCGGGGGCCAGAGGGCGAGAGGGACCGGGGGCCAGAGGGCGAGAGGGACCGGGGGCCAGAGGGCGAGAGGGACCGGGGGCCAGAGGGCGAGAGGGACCGGGGACCAGAGGGCGAGAGGGACCGGGGACCAGAGAGCUAUACCGCUCCUAG
Molecule: messenger RNA, 2019 nt
Organism: Knipowitschia caucasica
Lineage: Eukaryota; Metazoa; Chordata; Actinopteri; Gobiiformes; Gobiidae
Source: the annotation of a GenBank genome assembly